Molecule: messenger RNA, 2358 nt
Organism: Chlorocebus sabaeus (green monkey)
Lineage: Eukaryota; Metazoa; Chordata; Mammalia; Primates; Cercopithecidae
Gene: EVX2
Product: even-skipped homeobox 2
Biological process (GO): regulation of transcription by RNA polymerase II
Cellular component (GO): nucleus
Molecular function (GO): DNA-binding transcription factor activity, RNA polymerase II-specific; RNA polymerase II cis-regulatory region sequence-specific DNA binding
Source: RefSeq, a predicted model, not a curated record
AUGCCCCUAAAUGAAGGGGGAAAUGUGCCGCGGCGCGCUCUAUUAAUCAGACUGUCAAUUUCACCCCCGAGGCCAAACCCCCGGGCGAGCAGAACAGGCUCCGAGCGGGCAAAGGACCGGAGCCUUCCUCCUCACUUGUCUCUUCUCGCCUCCUACCUGGAUCUAUUUGUCUGCUCUGAAGCUGCCUUCAUUACCCACUGACAGGAGCGUGUAUUUAUUUGCUUAUAAACCUGUUACAAUAAAUGAUUAUUCGAACAGCGUCAUUCGUACCUUAAUGACGAGCGGGCGCUACUUUUUGAUGAAUGACAUCUCGGGCUCGGAAGGAUGUAUGGGUCAUUUUGACCAGUCAUUCCCUCGCUCUGGCAUCCCACAAUUUUUCCGCCUCCCUCCGAAAGAGAUAAUAAUAUUUAGAGGCGUUCGCUGGGGCUGAAUGAGAAUUAGCCCUAGGCGCAGCCUAUCAUUAGGACGGGACAGUAGGGCCACUGUGACAUUUUUAAGAAAGCUGAGAUGAUGGAAAGAAUAAGAAAAGAGAUGAUUCUGAUGGAAAGAGGGCUGCACAGCCCUACGGCUGGCAAGAGAUUCUCCAAUUUGUCCGACUCGGCUGGCAAUGCUGUGCUCGAGGCCCUGGAAAAUUCGCAGCACCCGGCUCGCCUCAGCCCGCGCCUGCCGUCUGCCCCCCUGCACGGCGCUCUGGGAGACCUCCCCGCCAAGGGCAAAUUCGAAAUAGACACUUUGUUCAACCUGCAGCACACGGGCAGCGAAAGCACCGUCUCCUCCGAAAUCUCCUCUGCCGCCGAGAGCCGCAAGAAGCCGGGCCAUUAUUCAGAGGCGGCCGCCGAGGCCGACAUGAGCAGCGACGUGGAGGUGGGCUGCUCCGCGCUGCGCUCCCCCGGUGGCCUCGGCACCGCUCAGCUCAAGGAAAACAAUGGCAAAGGGUACGCAGAGAGCGGCUCGGCUGCCGGCACCACGACGUCGGCAUCGGGCUCAGGCCUUGGAAGCCUGCAUGGAGGCAGCGGAGGCAGCGGCGGGGGCGCGGCGCUGGGUGGCUCCGGCUCUGGCGCGGAUCAAGUGCGGCGCUACCGUACGGCUUUCACCCGCGAGCAGAUCGCGCGCCUGGAGAAGGAGUUCUACCGGGAGAACUAUGUGUCGCGGCCCCGCCGGUGCGAGCUGGCCGCGGCGCUCAACCUGCCCGAAACCACCAUCAAGGUGUGGUUCCAGAAUCGGCGCAUGAAGGACAAGCGGCAGCGCCUGGCGAUGUCCUGGCCGCACCCAGCGGACCCCAGCUUCUACACCUACAUGAUGACGCACGCGGCCGCCACCGGAAGCCUGCCCUACCCCUUCCACUCGCACGUGCCGCUGCACUACUACCCGCACGUGGGCGUCACGGCGGCGGCGGCCGCGGCUGCAGCCUCUGGUGCGGCGGCCGCGGCUUCGUCGCCCUUCGCUACUUCCAUCCGGCCACUGGACACCUUCCGCGCCCUCUCGCACCCCUACUCUCGGCCGGAACUGCUAUGUAGCUUCCGCCACCCUGGUCUCUACCAGGCUCCCGCGGCCGCCGCAGGGCUCAACAGCGCGGCCUCGGCCGCCGCGGCCGCGGCCGCAGCAGCGGCUGCGGCCUCCUCCGCGGCGGCGGCCGGAGCGCCCCCCAGCGGCGGCUCUGCACCCUGCUCGUGCCUCAGUUGCCACAACAGUCAGUCGGCGGCAGCAGCCGCGGCAGCAGCUGCCGCAGCCCUGGGCUCCCGGGGUGGCGGUGGCGGCGGUGGUGGCGGCGGCGGCGGCGGGGGCGCAGGGGCCGGAGGAGGCUCGGACUUCGGCUGCAGCGCGGCGGCGCCGCGUUCCGAGAGCGGCUUCCUGCCCUACUCGGCCGCAGUGCUUAGUAAGACGGCCGUGAGCCCGCCGGACCAGAGGGACGAGGCUCCGCUCACCAGAUAACUACGUCGCCACCGCCAGGGGGCCGUGCCCGCCGCUCUGAGUGUGCCCGGGAGUACCCUGUGAGCCCCCUGAACCCUCCGCGCGCUGCCCGCUGCUACCGCUGCCGCCAGGGGGCGCCCCGGGGUGCAGGAGGCCGAAGGGAACCUGCCCCGAAUUGGGGGAGAAAGAGCAGGCGGAGAAGCCUGGCAGGCAUCCCCCUAAAUUAUUUCUAUUUUUGUAUUUGCCACCCAGCCGUUCGCCCUUCUCUGUUUUCUGGCUCCCAGGACCCACUUGCCACCUCUGUCCUGAGCGCUUGGUUCCCCAAAGACAAACCCGUCGCCCCCUAAGCUAGUUCUGGCUGUGCGCUCUCAGGCCCGGGUUGCUUGGCUGAACCGCGUGGCCGGAAGCAGCGGAGAACCACAACAAAGACAGAGGGGGAUGCUGUGU